AUGUUUUUGCUUCUGCUGAACCUGUGCAGAAACUGGAGCCAGUCCAGGGAUCCGUCUGAGGUAAGACCAGACUUCAGUCCUGCUCCAGCUGCUGUGUCACCUAAACCAAAUCCCGGAGCCGUCACCAUGCCUGCCACCGCCGAAGCCCACUCUGCUCUCCUCACCACCAACCGCAACUGCACCGUGGAGAUCACCAAUGUCACCUCCAAAUACUGUCUGGUGAACCCCAAAGUCUUCAUGGAGAAAGGCUAUAGCUACAGCCCGCCCCAGCCCACCGUGCGCAGCAACCACACCGAGGUCUUCUCCUUCACCAAAGAUGACAACACCGCAUCAGGAGCUGUGGGAGUCUUCACCUAUGAGCUCUUCCACAUGGAGAAGCGCAGCGCCAGUGAACUCAUGGCCGUCAUGUUCUCGGUGCCCUUUGAUUACAACUUCUACAAGAAUUGGUUGGGUGUCGGUGUCUUUGAAAAGUCCCAGCCCUGCAAUGAUAAGUUGUAUGAUCUCAUGUAUAACAGCAAAGAUUUCUCUCACUUUUCGCGGCACGAGGCCGACGGCUGCGGGAUCGUGUUCAGCUCCAGCACCGUGGAUGUGAGGGGCUGCAUGUCCGACGGGGGCAAAGCCAUCAUCAAGCUGGAGCUCUAUGAUCGGAUGGCUAGAUAA
Molecule: messenger RNA, 660 nt
Organism: Knipowitschia caucasica
Lineage: Eukaryota; Metazoa; Chordata; Actinopteri; Gobiiformes; Gobiidae
Source: the annotation of a GenBank genome assembly